AUGGCAACAGACAUAAGCAAACAAAGAAGGAAUCAGACAAUUGCUGAACCCAAAUAUUGGUGGUCGAAAUUCAAUUUCUUUAUCAAUAUACACGCUUUCUCUUUCAUAACCUACUACAUUCAAGUUUAUUCAGUUCCUUAUUCUGUGCAUCUUUUGUCUUUCUUUCUUUCUUUCUUUCUUUCUUUCUUUCUUUUUUCUUUCUUUCUUUCUUUCUUUCUUCUCUAUACCGCUUUUUCUUUCAUAACCUAUUACAUUCAAUUUUAUUCAGUUCCUUUUUCUCUUUUUCCUUUUCUUUUCUUUCUUUCUUUCUUUCUUUCUUUCUUUCUUUCCUUCCUUCCUUCUAUUCUUUCUUUCUUUCUUUCUUCUCUAUACCGCUUUUUCUUUCAUAACCUAUUACAUUCAAUUUUAUUCAGUUCCUUUUUCUCUUUUUACUUUUCUUUCUUUCUUUCUUUCUUUCUUUAUUUCUUUCUUUCUUUCUUUCUUUCUUUCCUUCCUUCCUUCUAUUCUUUCUUUCUUUCUUAUCUAUACCGCUUUUUCUUUCAUAACCUAUUACAUUCAAUUUUAUUCAGUUCCUUUUUCUCUUUUUCCUUUUCUUUUCUUUCUUUCUUUCUUUCUUUCUUUCCUUCCUUCCUUCUAUUCUUUCUUUAUUUCUUUCUUUCUUCUCUAUACCGCUUUUUCUUUCAUAACCUAUUACAUUCAAUUUUAUUCAGUUCCUUUUUCUCUUUUUCCUUUUCUUUCUUUCUUUCUUUCUUUCUUUCUUUCUUUCUUUCCUUCCUUCCUUCUAUUCUUUCUUUCUUUCUUAUCUAUACCGCUUUUUCUUUCAUAACCUUUUACAUUCAAUUUUAUUCAGUUCCUUUUUCUCUUUUUCCUUUUCUUUUCUUUUCUUUCUUUCCUUCCUUCUUUCUUUCUUUCUUUCUUAUCUAUACCGCUUUUUCUUUCAUAACCUCUUACAUUCAAUUUUAUUCAGUUUCUUAUUCUGUGUUUCUUGCUAUUAUUCUUUCUCUUUCUUUCAUUCUUUUUUCUUUAUUUCUUUCUUUCUGUCUUACCUUAUUCUUUCUUUCAUUCUUUCUUUCAUUUUUCUCUCUCUCUUUCUUUCUAUCUUGCUUUCUUUCUUUUCUAAUCUGCUUUGUCUUUUAUAACCUACUACAUUCAAUUUCAUUCAAUUCCUUAUUCUCUCUUUCUUUCUUUCUGUCUUUUUUUCUUUCUUUCUUUCUUUCUUUUCUAUUCCGCUUUCUCUCUCAUAACCUACUAUAUUUAAUUAUAUUCAUUUCCUUAUUCCUUCUUUCUUUCUUUCUUUUUUUCUUUUCUAUUCCGCUCUCUUUGCUUAUUCCUUCUUUCUAUCUUUCUUUCUUUCUUUCUUUUCAUUCUUUUCUUUCUCUCUCUCUCUCGUUCUUUUUAUUCUGUCAUUUUUCUUUCUUUCUUUCCUUCUUUCUUUCUUUCUAUCUUUCUUAUCUAUACCGCUUUUUCUUUCAUAACCUAUUACAUUCAAUUUUUUCAGUUCCUUAUUCUCUUUUUUCCUUUUCUAUUCUUUCUUUUCUUUCUCUCUCUCUCUCUUUCUUUCUUUCUUUCGUAUUCUGCUUUCUCUUUCAUAAUCAACUACAUUCUAUUUUAUUCAGUUCAUUAUUGAUUCUUCUGUCCUUCUUUCUUUUCCAUACGGCUUACACUUUCAUAACCUACUACAUUCAAUUUUAUUCAGUUCAGUUUCCUGUCAUUCUCGCAUUAUUCUUUCUUUCUUUCUUUCAUUUUUUUUCUUUCUUUCUUUCUUUCUUUCUUUCUUUCAUUCAUUCAUUCUUUCUUUCUUUCUUUCUUUCUUUCUUUCUUUUCUAUUCCGCUCUCUCUUUCAUAACCUACUACAUUCAAUUUUAUUCAGUGCCUUUUUCUUUCUUCCUGACUCUCUUUCCUUCUCUGAGUCAUUUUUUCUAUUUUUCUUUCUCUUCUCCUUUCUUUCUUUCUUUCUUUCUUUUUUUCUCUCUACUCCUUAAUUUACCCUUUCCUUCUAAAUUUUGUCUCUUCUAUACUAAUUUCUUUCUGACGCUGUUUUUUUCUUUUAAUCUGUCUUUUAUUAUUUUUAAGUGUUCUUUCCCAUACUUCUCAUUUCUUUCUUUCUUUCUUUCUUUCUUUCUUUCUUUUUUAAGAUGUCUUUCCUUCACUUUCCUUUUAUUGUUUGUUUGUUUAUUUUUGCUUUUCUUUUUCUCUUUGUUUCGCCUUCCUUUCAAAAUUCUCUUUCUUUCACUUCGUCAUUAUUUCUUUCUUUAUCUUUCUUUUCUCUUUGUUAUUCAUUACUUUCCAAAUUGUCUUUCUUUCACUUCACCUUUCCUUUGUGCUUUCUUUCUUUCUUACCUUCUUUCUUUCUUUCUUUCUUUCUUUCUUCGUCUUUCAUUCCUUUCUAAGUUUUCUUUCCUUCACUUCCCCUCUGUGUGCUUGUUUGUUUGUUUGUUUCUCUCUUUCUUUUUUAUUUUCUUUCUUUUUCUAUCUUCCCUUCUAAAUGUUCCUCCCUUCUAUACUAAUUUCUUUCUUACUUUCUUUCUUUCUUAUCAUCUGUCUUUCAUUACUUUUUAA
Acanthosepion pharaonis is the source of this 2559-nucleotide messenger RNA. Lineage: Eukaryota; Metazoa; Mollusca; Cephalopoda; Sepiida; Sepiidae. The record is from the annotation of a GenBank genome assembly.